AUGUGUUGCGCAGUGAGCCUUUGGAUACGAGGCCUUCGUAUGUGCACUCCACUUGGCAAUGAGGGUGAAGACUGUCAUCCACUGAGUCAUAAAGUAAGUCCUUGCUGA
Staurois parvus is the source of this 108-nucleotide messenger RNA. Lineage: Eukaryota; Metazoa; Chordata; Amphibia; Anura; Ranidae. The record is from the annotation of a GenBank genome assembly.